Cavia porcellus (domestic guinea pig) is the source of this 626-nucleotide messenger RNA. It is a transcript of the gene Il10, whose product is annotated as interleukin 10. Gene Ontology annotation, molecular function: cytokine activity. The record is from RefSeq and is marked provisional. Gene Ontology annotation, biological process: immune response. Gene Ontology annotation, cellular component: extracellular region. Bases 70 to 606 code for a protein of 178 amino acids. NCBI's taxonomy places the organism in Eukaryota, Metazoa, Chordata, Mammalia, Rodentia, Caviidae. The transcript is spliced from 5 exons.
UACAUCAGGGGCUUGCUCUUGCAAAACCAAACCACAAGGCAGCCUCGAAGAAGGAGGCAGAGUUCCGCCAUGCCCAGCUCAGCGCUGCUAUGUUGCCUGGUCUUACUGGCCGGGGUCAAGGCCAGCCAAGGCACGAACACCCAGUCUGAGGACAGCUGUGCCCACUUCCCAGCCGGCCUGCCCCACAUGCUUCGAGAGCUCCGAGCUGCCUUUGGCAGGGUGAAGACUUUCUUUCAAACACAGGAUCAGCUGGACAACGUGCUGUUAAACAAGUCAUUGCUGGAGGAUUUUAAGGGUUACCUGGGUUGCCAAGCCUUGUCAGAGAUGAUCCAGUUUUAUCUAGUGGAGGUGAUGCCCAAGGCAGAAAAUCAUGACCCAGACAUCAAGGAACAUGUAAGCUCCCUGGGGGAAAAGCUGAAGACCCUCAGGCUGCGGCUGCGACGCUGUCAUCGAUUUCUUCCCUGUGAAAACAAGAGCAAGGCGGUGGAGCAGGUGAAAAAUACGUUUAAUAAGCUCCAAGAGAAAGGCGUCUACAAAGCCAUGAGUGAGUUUGACAUCUUCAUCAACUACAUAGAAGCCUACAUGACAAGGAAAUUAACAAACUAGACCUCGGUCCUAACUUGGAG